UAUGACGUGAUUGUGACUUUUUGUGUGAGGAGCCUUUAUUCACGCAACGUAUAUAUACGGCCAUCAAUUUCAAGAACGACAUAGUCUAUGUGUCGUGAUGUUCGUGCAAAAGCAAUUCAACGUUUGCCUGGUGGCAGCACUCGCGCUGCAGGUGUUCUUGGUCUCAGCGUCACCGGUGCACCCACCGAGCGCAGAAGAUGCGGAAGAGCAAGAGAAUGUGGAUGGACAACUGAAGACCCGUGGUCUUUGGGAUUCCUUCUCGGCACCUUCACCGUCGGCGGCCCUCAAUGCCGCUGACUCCACUCUCCGAUCGGUCCGCGACCAGGGCACCCGCGCGGUCCGCUCCGUCGCCGGAGCCGGAACUGAACUCGCCACCGGUAUCAACCCCAACACCGUCUACGAGAUGGGUCAGGAAGCCAUGAAGAAGGCCAUCCGCGGCGCCCGCUACGGAACCGAGGUAGUUUACGAUGCAGCGGACAAGACCCUGGACACAAUGCAAUCCCUCCACGACAAGAAGAAGGACCUCGUUGAAAGCUACGUGAAACCCAACGCCCCGGACAUGGUUAACAACGUCAUCGACCGCGUCAACACCGGCUUCGACUCGACAUUGGCUUCCAUUAAGGACCGCGUCCACCAAGGCCGCUCCGUCGCCCAGAGCACCCUCGACAAGCUCGAAGAGAAACUCGAGAACGGUGAGUCUAUCAUGCCCAGCGCCGUCCAGGACGGAGUCCAACGCGUCGGGAAGAUGCUCGCUCCGAUGGCCGACUCAGUCCAGGGUUGGGUGAACGGCUGGAUGCAACCCGCCGCCGGCGCAGCAGCCCCAGCGAAACCCAUGACCGACGAAGAGAUCAAGGUCGAAGACGAGAACAUGUUCGCCGAUUUCGCCAAACCCACCCGCACCGACAGAGUAGAGGAGGCCAUGAGGGCGGCCAAGGCAGCCGAGGAGGCCAGGAUCAAGGCAGCCGAAGAGGCCAAGGCAGCCGCGGAGGCCAAGGCAGCCGAAGAGGCCAAGGCAGCCCAGGCGGCUAUCCCGAUCACCCCCAUGCCACUCCGCAGGAUGAGAUCCCCCGCAGCAAUGAGAGCAGGCGGCGCCGGAAUGCGUUCUCGUUCUUUCAGAGGCUCCCGCCUGGGGGGUAUGAGCGGUCGUUAGGUUUUGAGCGCGUUUAGUUCGAGCGUUUACCGGAGAUGUACAACUAGUAGAUCGAGUAGGGCCUCGAAACAAGAUUAGAUUAUCUGUUUGUUCCACCGCUUGACGGCUGUAGAUUUGGAGCCAUUAAAAAUUUAAAUUUUCGAGCAUGUCAUGAAGCAUAAUUGGACGUAUUUCUGUCGAACGAAGCUAUUUGCAUUAUGACGUGAGUCCUGUUAUGCAUUAUUCUUAUGGGUCUCAGAGCUCGUGUCUUAAUGCACGUAGUUCCAUUUGGCAGAAAUACGUCCACUUAUCAAGAUUGCUAUAGGAGUACAAAUAAUUCUCAAAACGUACUCCGACACUGACCAAUAAUGGCGAACAAGAAAUUUAAAUCUUGUAGAAGAAGGGCAAAUUCACCACCUGCAUUCCACAAAUGACACCGCAGUUAGAGGGUAAAAUGCGUGAUCCGACAAUAUUGACUUCUUUCAAGAUCAAAUUACAUAAUUACAUGAUUAUAGGAACAUACCAAUAUUUACUAAUCCGUGUUUGCCUCAAAUAAUUCGUUGGUAACACCAUUCGGUGUCAUUUUACAGCUCCUCGUGCAGGAUUGACGCUCUUACGAGCUUAUGCGGGGUUCUAAACGAAACACCCACAUAGAGAUGGCUUCCGAUUUGUUCUUUUUCGGCUUCAAUGUGGAAUAGAGUUUUAGGUGGCGUACUCCGUCUACUGGUUGAAUAUUUGUGGUCGUUUCUGAAGAGAAAGUUCCUACAGUAUUAGAGCGUUUUUUCUUUCUUCUUUUAAAUACAUUUCGCAGUAUUUCCAGUUUUCCGUUUUUUCUCGCUUUUUUUUGAGUGUGUUCAUGACUUCAGUACGUUUCCUUGGCUGAUUUAUGAUCAUGGCCUUGUGUGUAAUUUUUUUUUUGAUGAGUGAAUUUUUCCACUAAUAAAGAUUCUGAUUCCUUUUGGGUGAUACCAAA
Bemisia tabaci is the source of this 2102-nucleotide messenger RNA. RefSeq lists its product as uncharacterized. The record is from RefSeq and is a predicted model, not a curated record. Lineage: Eukaryota; Metazoa; Arthropoda; Insecta; Hemiptera; Aleyrodidae.